Molecule: messenger RNA, 2432 nt
Organism: Salvelinus fontinalis (brook trout)
Lineage: Eukaryota; Metazoa; Chordata; Actinopteri; Salmoniformes; Salmonidae
Product: arf-GAP with dual PH domain-containing protein 2-like
Exons: 11
Coding region: 316-1461 (381 amino acids)
Biological process (GO): positive regulation of GTPase activity
Cellular component (GO): plasma membrane; intracellular membrane-bounded organelle
Molecular function (GO): GTPase activator activity; phosphatidylinositol bisphosphate binding
Source: RefSeq, a predicted model, not a curated record
GAUAUUACUAUUCUGUCAGGCCUACUUGUCCGUUUAUAAAUUAUAUGUAAUAUAUGGUAACGCUUUUUUCACUUCCCCUACUCAUUGUUAUUUGAUAGUGAGUGUUUGUGUGGAGAACAAUAAACGUCAUGUUGCUAUGCCAGUGAGAAAAGGAAACGUCGGCCAGUGACCGCGGUCAAGUGCAACAACAACAAAAAUUCCUGACACCUGUUAUAGAAGUAACACAUUUGAGUGAAUGAAAAGGCAUGGACCUAAGUAAAAUAAGCAAUUCGUUUGUUGGGACUUGAUUGAGGCAGAAGAAUAGCCGAUUUACUUAUGGCAAGUCCGGAGAGAAAUAAGAAGAUUCUGCUUGAUAUGGUGAAACAGCCCAGCAACGACCAUUGUGCCGACUGUGGGGCCCCUGAGCCAGACUGGGCCUCAUACAAACUUGGUGUGUUUGUAUGUGUGAACUGUUCUGGGACACAUCGGGACUUGCCUGCCAUCAGCCGGAUAAAGUCCAUAGGCUUGGAUUUCUGGGAUGAUUCCCUAGUAGAGUUUAUGAAGACAAGGGGUAACGCUGCAGCCAAUGCGUUCUAUGAGAAGUGUGUUCCGCCGUUCUACUACCGGCCACAGGAGAAGGACUGUGUUGUUCUUAAAGAUCAGUGGAUACGUGCUAAGUAUGAGAGGAGAGAAUUCACAGGAGAGAAUAACUCCCUUCAACAAGUUUAUAGUUCAGGACUUUACGAAAGAAUACUAUGGAAGAAAGGCAAGGACAACAAGCAGUUCCUGAAAAGGAGAUUCCUGCUCUCUGAAACAGACUUCACCUUGAGAUACUUCACCAAGGAGGAUUCCAAGAAGCCCAAAGCAGUCAUCUCUAUGAAGGACCUCAAUGCCGUGUUCCAGCCGGAAAAGAUAGGCCACGCCCACGGGCUGCAAAUCUCCUACCUGGAGGAAGAACGGACCAGAAACUUGUUUGUUUACCAUGACAACAGCCAGGAAAUUGUGUCCUGUUUCAAUGCGAUUCGGGCCACCCGGUUUGCUUACCUCAAGAAAGUCGACCCUAAUUCCAGGGAGUGUGACCUUGUACCUUUGAUAACCAGAAGUAGCAUUAAAGAAGGCUACAUGGAGAAAACCGGCCCAACGCAAUCGGAGCCAUUCAAGAAGAGAUGGUUCAUCUUAAACUUAACGGACAGAAAGCUGUCCUACUUCAAAACUUCACUGGAUGCCUUGGAACUGGGAGCUGUCUUCAUCGGCACAGAGGUCCAUGGCUACUCUGUGAGAGAGGGCCAGCCUAAGGGGAACCGCAGUGGCAGGUGGAGGUUCGGGGUCACCUUGGAGACGCCAGACAGGCAGUUUGUCUUCCUGUGUGACCAGGAGCAGGACCAGAGGGAGUGGAUAGAAGCCUUCAAACUAGUAAUCUCCCAGCCUAUGCUACCGCAGCACUACAACACUGAGGCAAACAUGAGAAGGAUGAAAAAAUGAAUGGUGUAAAAACCGGAGGAAAGGAAAGCACCAUUUACAGGAAGAAAUGGCAAUGUGUGAGGCUGGCUGCCUGUUUCAGAGAGACUACCAGUGACAGGAGGAGGCUUCUCACAAGAGGUGAUCAGUGAACUCUUCAAUGGAGUCAUGUUUAUCGUAAAAUGAUGAGAGGCUAAAUGAACUCAGGCUAAAGAGGCUAAACGAACUGAAGAGCUGCCAAUGUGGACCAGCACUGGUAAUCAUUGCAAAUCACCAUUAUCCAGGGCACCUUGCAAAACAGUGACAGGACUGACUAUUAUGAGAUGGGAACUGAUGUCAUUGUCGGGGACAUUGGGAAUGUAAUAUGUACUUUCUAUGAACUACUGUUCAUAUACACUGAGCGUAUAAAACAUUAAGGACACCUGCUCUUUCCAUGACAUAGACUGACCAGGUGAAUCCAGGUGAAAGCUAUUAUCCGUUAUUGAUGUCACUUGUUAAAUCCACUUCAAUCAGUGUCGAUGACAGGGAGGAGACAGGUUAAAUAAGGAUUUGUAAGCCUUGAGACAAUGGAGACGUGGAUUGUGUAUGUGUGCCAUUCAGAGGUUGAAAGGGCAAGACAAAAUAUUGAAGUGCCUUUGAACAGGAUAAGUUAGAAGGUGCCAGGCGCACCAAUUUGUGUCAAGAACUGCAACGCUGCUGGGUUUUUCAUGCUCAAUAGUUUCACGUGUGUAUCAAGAAUGGUCCACCACCCAAAAGGACAUCCAGCCAACUUGACACAACUGUGGGAAGCAUUGGAGUCAACAUGGACCAUGUUGGGCCUGCAUCCCUGACACCUUGUAGAGGCCAUGACCCGAUGAAUUGAGGCUGUUCUGUUCCUAAUAUUUUGUACACUCAUUGUAAGUAGAAAGCGAGAGAGUGCGAUACAUUCAAGUAUUGUAUCUAUUAGUUUGUUUUUUGUAUAACACAGUUGUUUUAUAAUACAGUAUUUUAUUUUA